AUGGACAAAGGGGACAAAACUGACCGAGAGUCGUUUCCGCUCUCUCAGCUUGCUGAAGAGCAGCCACCCGUCGCUCAAGAUGUUCUGAAUGCCCAUCUACCAGAUGCCUCACCUCUCAAUAACAUGGGCAAUAAUCAGGACAACGCAACAAGACCAACUCUAGAAAAGCUGCCCAAGCAACGCACCAAAUUGCGAGUGCCUGCCAAGCAAGACCCAGCUACUGUGAACCUCAAAGACUUCAAAGAGCUCAUGAUUCGGCUUCGCCUCGAUGACUGGAAAGCAAGGGCUCAGAUCGUGCACACUCCUGGUCAGGUUGACGCAACAGCCCUUUGGAGCCCACAGUUCGCUGGCGUCGAAUCAAAUAAACAUGGUAUGAUUUCAUUUGAUGGGUUUGACCGCACCUGGUUUGUUCCGUUUGAUUUGAAUGCGCGGGUACCUUCAGGCAACCAAAGUAUUGUAGAUGAUCUCGACAAGCGCCGUAAGGAGCUCGGCCAUGCGCACCGCGUGAGGGCAACUGGAGACAAAGAGUUUCACGACAAAAUAGUACGCCUCAUCGAGGAUGAGGUCAAGGAGACGUACCAGAGCCAAUGGAACAAAAAUGCCGAAUCGCAUAUGGCACCUACACAGUGGAUCGAUGUCCAGCAGACGUACGACCUUCCUGGGUUGGUCUCCAUGAUAGCUCGAGCUCGACUGGAAGAUGGAAGAGAGUCACUGCCCGGCUACUAUCAAGCCAUAGCCCUUGAAUUGGGGAUCGAUGGCAAGAUAACCUACAAGCGCACCAGUGUGCCGUCCGAUGUCGACGUGAAGGGACUCAUCUCGCGCCUGGAAAGCUGGUACCCCCAUUCCGACGAGCAUAGCAUUGAUGUCAUCAAGCGCUUCAGUCGUAAACUUGAGUUUGUCUCAGAGCACAUCGACGAAGCUCAGAAGCGGAAAUGUCAAACAAUGUACCGACAGUUGGGUCGUUUCGUCGAGACAGAAGGACCCGAGUGCGAGUUAUCUCAGUGGAUAUUCAGGCUAUGGGCCAAGCCUGACUACAGUGUACCCAUCGGAAAAUCACCAGACAGGAUCAGCACAUGGACAAAGCUGAAGGAGGACACAUAUAAAGACCUCCUUGCUGGAGUGCACAUCAACAAGUACCCGGUUUUCGUUCGAAAGAUUCGAGUUCGCCGGUGGUGGUCCGAGUUGACAGAGCUUGAGAAACAAAUCGAAACAAGUCAAGGCGAAGCUGGGUUAUCAGCAGAGCAGCUGGAUUUGUUGGACGAAAUGCUCGCACGCCGCACUGAUGAAGAAAAAGAGCAAGAUGCCAAGUCGAAAGAGGCUCUAGACAUGGCCAAGAUGGCAAUGAUGUGA
This is a messenger RNA of Fusarium pseudograminearum CS3096, 1350 nucleotides long. RefSeq lists its product as uncharacterized. The record is from RefSeq and is a predicted model, not a curated record. Lineage: Eukaryota; Fungi; Ascomycota; Sordariomycetes; Hypocreales; Nectriaceae. The coding region runs from base 1 to 1350 and encodes 449 amino acids. The transcript is spliced from 2 exons.